This is a messenger RNA of Apus apus (common swift), 2282 nucleotides long. RefSeq names its product phosphatase, orphan 2 (gene PHOSPHO2). The transcript is spliced from 2 exons. Lineage: Eukaryota; Metazoa; Chordata; Aves; Apodiformes; Apodidae. Gene Ontology annotation, molecular function: phosphatase activity. The record is from RefSeq and is a predicted model, not a curated record. The coding region runs from base 983 to 1708 and encodes 241 amino acids.
CCCGGCGGGACGCGGGCGGAGGAGCCGGAAGCGGCGGGAGCGGCGGUGGGUCCGGGCGGCGCGGCCUUUGGCGCCUCAGGCCCCGCUCGGCCCGGCCAGGCUCCCUCUGCCUCACGGGCUGUCGGGCCGCUGCCGAGAUCCCCGCCCGGUGCUAUCGCCUGGUUUCCUCCUGGCUCUGCCAGCUCCGCGGGGCGUCCCCGGUGCCCUCGCCGGCGUCUCUGCUUUGCUUCCCCCCCUCGGCCCGGUCCUUGCACCCCUUGGGCGGGCAGGGGUGAUUGGCAGGGGCUGCUCGUGGUGCGGGGCUGCGGGCGGUGGGGCGCCUGGGGCUGAGGGAGCGUGGUGCGUGUGCCAGGGGUGCGGGGGCCUGCCCGUGAGGGAGAGGCUCCCGGGGUGUCCCGUCCCAGAGCUGGGCUGCGGAUGCUGAAGCUGAAGGACUACAAUCCACAAACGGCAGUAUAUAUUUUCGCUGGCUGCUUGAUUUGGUGUGUCCUUGCUAAAAAAAACCACAACAACUGGCUUCAUCUCUUCAGUAGUAUUUUCCUUUUGAAAUAUCUCUUAAGGUAUUUUGCACUUGCACUUUUGCACUGGCAAGUGAUGAUGGAGCAAUUUAAAACCGUUAGUCAAACUGAUGGUACUGGAAGAUUGACUCUAUGUUAGCAAGUAUUAGUAACUAUGCAGCAUGAGUUCAGAUAGUUUCACAUUGUUUAUUUUAAACAGAGGUUUGAUACUGAACUCAAACUUUGACCUUUACAAGCUGCUUUUUUAGUUUCAGCAUAAAUUCCCUUAGUUACAGUGGCCAUAAAUAGUUUAUUUUGUUUAGAUAUUUGUCCUAAUGCUUCAUUUUCUUGCAGAAUUUUUCUCUUCUGACCACAACAUAAGGGUAGGAAUUAAGUACUUUUCUUUAUUGAAAUAAUUUUACUUUUUCUUCCUUUUUUUUUUUCUUUUUUUGUUUGUUUGUUUUGGAAAGUAUUUUCUGACAGCUAUGAAAUUUCUGUUGGUUUUUGAUUUUGACCAUACAAUCGUAGAUGAAAAUAGUGAUACCUGGAUUGUGAAAUGUGCUCCUGAGAAAAAACUUCCUAAUGGAUUAAGAAACUCCUACCAGCCAGGACACUGGACAGAAUAUAUGAGCAGAGUCUUUGUCUACUUGGGAGACAAUGGUGUCAAAGAAGAUGAGAUGAAAAGAACUAUGACAACAAUUCCUUUCACUGCAGGAAUGGUAGAUCUUCUGAGUUUUGUUGGCAAGAACAAAGAGUUGUUUGACUGCAUAAUUGUUUCAGAUUCUAAUACAGUAUUUAUUGACUGGAUUUUGAAAGCUGCUGACUUCCAUAAGGUGUUUGAUGAAGUGUUCACAAACCCUGCAGCAUUCAGCAGUACAGGCUAUCUUACUGUGCAGAACUUCCAUACUCACCAUUGUGCAAAGUGCCCUAAAAACCUCUGCAAAAGGAAAGUUUUAAAAGAAUUUCUAGAUAAACAGUUGGAGCGAGGAGUAAGUUAUACACAGAUUGUAUAUAUAGGUGAUGGUGGGAAUGACUUAUGUCCAGUAAUGUUUUUGAAGAAGGAUGAUAUUGCUAUGCCCAGGCAGGGAUAUACCCUGGAGAAAAAGAUUUCUCGGAUGUUCCAAGAUCUCAGUCCUGUAGAGUGUUCUGUUCUGGUUUGGUCAUCUGCUACUGACAUUAUGUCUUAUCUGAAAGGGCUUAUUAAGAAAUAAUGCAAAUUAUAAAAAUAAACUAAUAUAUUUUAUCUUCCUGGGAGGGAAGACCCACAUGUGUAUAAAAGCACAAAAUUGUAAAAUUUGCCUGGUUUACGAACUUUUGGUUUUUAAACAUAACAUGAAACUGUUUAUGUUCAAUCUUGGUAAUAGUGGGAAAGUGAAGUUAAAAGAACUGUCUAACAUAGUACACAUUCCAACGUAAGUGGAGAAGGGGGGAUUGAUAGCAAGAGGAACUGCUUCCUCUUUUUCUCUUCUCCCUCUUUUUGAAGCCUUAACUGACUUUUCUGUUCCACAUGCUUAGAGGAAGGAGUAGGAUUACUGCACAAAAGAAUGAAACUCUUUAGUUAGAAAACAUGGUUCUGGAAUGUGAUCUGUCAUGGCUUUUAUAUCUCUUUGAUCAGGAUAAAUACAAUUUCUGUAAAUUAUUUGUUAUGCUUGCGCUGUUGUUUGAUCUGAAGAUGCAUUUAUAUUUUCAAUAUACUUAAUAUUUUACCAAACAAAAUAACUUUUUAACAGUUUGUAUUAUCGUGUAUUAUAAAGACAAUAAAUGUCCCUGUCAUUGACAAAAGCA